Messenger RNA from Pichia kudriavzevii, 1869 nucleotides. RefSeq lists its product as uncharacterized. Gene Ontology annotation, cellular component: nuclear inner membrane. The coding region runs from base 1 to 1869 and encodes 622 amino acids. The record is from RefSeq and is a predicted model, not a curated record. The transcript has a single exon. Lineage: Eukaryota; Fungi; Ascomycota; Pichiomycetes; Pichiales; Pichiaceae. Gene Ontology annotation, molecular function: chromatin binding.
AUGGAUGCACAAAUAUAUUUAGCCGACGAUUUUGACAUCUCAAAACUUACGGUGCCCAACCUAAGAUCAGUGUUGGUUGAGCAUGAAGUACCAUUCCCUUCAAAUGCAAACAAACAAGAGCUGAUCAACAUCUUCAACAAACAUAUUAAACCAAGAGCUUUGCAAAUACUAAAAAAGUAUCAAACGGAACCAUCAUCUGAAGAAAUCUGUGAAGCUGUACACGAGGAUAAGCAUGGUGCAGAUUCCUCAAAAUCAGAAAAAAGCAUACCAUCAAAGCGCCAUUCUGAAGCGACGUCGAAGAAGGCUAAAAAGAAAAUAAGAAAGACUAAUACUGAAUUGCUAGAUUCCAGCUCUUCAUUUUUAGGGAUCGAAAAAUUUGAACCUAAUGAAAAUGACGAUAUCUUCAAUAAUUCCAUCGACACAUCUACAAUUCUAAGGAAAACCAGAUUUGCAGAUAAGAAACCUGCCUCGACCAAGGACAUCCUUUCUCACUUUGAUAAAUCUAUCCCCUCUAGUAAAAGUUUCAACGAUAGCGUGUCUUCUGACUCCAAAACGAGAUCUCAUUCACCCGUAGAACGAAAAGAUGAGUUAAAUAUAAUAGAAAAAGUGAAAGAGUCAAGGAGAGAGGCGGAAAAUAACAUCCACAAUUCACAAGGAAAUGAAUUCCUACUUAUUGAAGACGUUGAGACUGAAUUUGGUGAUGAUCUGGUAGAAGAAGGCGAAUUAAGAGAAGAAGUUCCUUUAACUAUCAACUUCCCAGGUGAAAGUGAGGUCAAUCCCCACAAGAUUCUUGAAGGUCCAAUUAAGAGCAUAAAAGAAGUCGUUUCUGUCAAUAAUAACGAAAGCUUGGAGAAAGUUAAAGAAGAAGUGUUAACCGAAGGUAAUAAGUUGGUGUCCACCAUUCAAGUUGAACCUCUGGGCUCACCUGAAACGAAUAAUUCGAGUUCUGAUAAAAACUUGACCACAAUUGAUAUAAAUGAAGAAGCGAGUAAUAAAAAGAAUGCUGACUCAAACCAGACCACUCAAAGUGAAUGGAAGGAUAAGCACGUUGUGAAUGAACAUGGAAGAGGUGAGGAAGUAGAGAAACUUGAAACUAUCCAGACAGUUGGUAAUAUCAAUAAUGGUUAUAGAACGAACAGAAUUCCCAUUUUGUUGUUGAUACUUUUUUAUGGGAUUACGGUUGUUAAUUUGCUGAUUCCUACUUUACUUUUAUUGUGCUUUAGAGAAAUUAAGUUGAAUACUGGCUACUGCGGGUUUGACAAACCUUCUAAAACUUUAGACUUAUGGGGUAAACUCCCUGAUGCAUACACAUCUAAGUUGCUAAACCUGAAACCUUACUUUGUGCAGGUUGAAACAUUGAUAAGUGAUUCAGUUCAUUUUCAGUGCAGUGAGUGUCCCCCUAAUUCAAAAUGCCAAUUUAAUACUUUACAAUGCGACUAUGGCUAUGUGAAGACUUAUCCACUAAAAUCUGUAUUUGGCCUGAUCCCAUUACAAGAAACCUGUGAAUUUGAUUUUUUGCACGAGCAAAAGAUGCACUAUCUAUCAGAAUAUACUAUAAAGUAUUUACGUCGCCACCACGACCAACCCCUUACGUUGGAGGAAUUGCAUGAUUAUAUCAAGUCUACAAAAUCGUCUUAUAUUUCAUCUUCAGAUUUUGAGGAAUAUUGGGACAAGUUUGUCAAAUAUGAACUUUUACAUGAUGAACAAGUCACUAUUGAUGCUCAAACUAAUGUGGUGACGUUAACACAUAAAGUGCCAUCCGAGUUUUACACUAGAACGUAUGGGGUUGACCGCAAAAAGAGAUCCAAAAAUCUAUUUAAAAAACACACACCAACAGUGGAUUUUAGAGACUACUAUACAAAAAACUAA